Oxyura jamaicensis (ruddy duck) is the source of this 1056-nucleotide messenger RNA. It is a transcript of the gene CD40, whose product is annotated as CD40 molecule. Lineage: Eukaryota; Metazoa; Chordata; Aves; Anseriformes; Anatidae. The transcript has 9 exons. The record is from RefSeq and is a predicted model, not a curated record. Bases 25 to 864 code for a protein of 279 amino acids. Gene Ontology annotation, cellular component: CD40 receptor complex; external side of plasma membrane. Gene Ontology annotation, biological process: positive regulation of B cell proliferation; defense response to virus; CD40 signaling pathway. Gene Ontology annotation, molecular function: signaling receptor activity; antigen binding; protein binding.
GCUCGGCUCGGCACGGCUCGGGCCAUGGGGCGGCGCGAGCUGCUGGGGCUCCUCUGCGCGCUGCUGCUGGGUUGCUGGGGUCCUGGUGAUGCCGUGAGAUGCUCUGAUAAGCAGUACGAGCACAAGGGCAAGUGCUGCAACCGCUGUCAGCCAGGGGAAAAGCUGGUCUCUGAAUGCAAUGCUACAGAAGACUCUGUCUGCAUCCGCUGUGAGAGCGGACACUAUCAGCAGAGCUGGACCAAGGAGCGGCACUGCACCCCCCACGACAUCUGUGAAGACAACACUGGCCUCAUUGUGAAGACGCAGGGAAACGCGACGCACAACACGGUGUGCCAGUGCCAGGCCGGCAUGCACUGCUCAGACACCAGCUGCCAGACCUGUGUGGAGAACCAGCCCUGCAAGCAGGGCUUUGGGUUUGUGGCAGCCAAGGCCGUGGCUCGGAUGUCGUCCCCCUGCGAGCCCUGUCCAGAAGGCACCUUCUCCAACGUUUCUUCCAAAACGGAACCAUGCUACCCCUGGACAAGCUGUGAGGAAAAGGGGCUCAUGGUGAAGGCGAAAGGGACAAACACUUCGGAUGUGAUCUGCGAGUCGAGCAGGCGCUCCUCGCUGUCCGUGCUGAUCCCCAUCACGGCUGCAGUCGUCACCUGUCUCGUGGGCAUCUGCAUCUACUGCCUGGUCCACACAGACCUGAGGCGACGCGUGCCGAAGCAGGUCGAGGCCGGGGUGCCCCGAGAGAUGGAGAGACAGGAGCCCAAGGAAGACGGGGAGGACAUCUUCCCUGUGCAGGAGACUCUGCUCGGGGGCCAGCCUGUGGCCCAGGAGGACGGCAAGGAGAGCCGCAUCUCGGAGCAGGAGAGGCAGUGAGGGCGCAGGGCACCUCUGACAGAGCACAGCCCGGGGCCAGCGCCCUCUGCUCUGCCCCCUCUCCAGCCGGGGAGGGAGGUGAAGCCUCCGGCCGGCUGCAGACGCGGUGGGGCCGCGGCACGACCGCCCCGGGAGGGGGCCGCAGCGGCGCCCGGCCCAGCCGCCGGGGGGGGGGGCCGUGGCCGAGGGGGC